Cryphonectria parasitica EP155 is the source of this 1196-nucleotide messenger RNA. RefSeq lists its product as uncharacterized. The coding region runs from base 148 to 789 and encodes 213 amino acids. Lineage: Eukaryota; Fungi; Ascomycota; Sordariomycetes; Diaporthales; Cryphonectriaceae. The transcript is spliced from 2 exons. The record is from RefSeq and is a predicted model, not a curated record.
GAUACUUAUUUUAAUUAAUUGAUCUCCUGCCCUGCUCUGGAAAACCUUUCGUUUGGGAAACAGUUGUAUCCUUAUAAACAACACCACAGCCUUUGAUAUCGAUACCACAUCAUCGAACCUCAGGCCAAACCAUCGCCGCCGCUCAAGAUGUCGUACCAGGAACCCUAUCAACAGCCCUACCAGGUGCCAGUGCAAGCACCAUACCAAGACCCCCACCACAUGUCCUCCUCACCACCGCUACCGGCUCACGGGCCGAUUGACCAACGCGAGGCCCAAGAAGCCGGUCCUCCAGGCGGCGGUGGCCCUCUGCAGACCAUGCACCACACCGGCUCCGCGCUGGCGGACGAGGACGUUUCGGAGUGGCACGCUUCCUACUGCGGGUUCUGCUCGCCUGCGGGGCUGUGCUUCAAGACGUGCUGCUGCCCGUGUCUCACGUUUGGCAAGACGCAUCACCGGCUGAAGUCGGGGGCCAAUAUGCAGAAUUACGAACGGUGCAACACAUCUUGUUUACUCUAUUGUGGAGCAGGCUGCUUUGGGGUCCACUGGAUACCUAUCAUGAUGCAGCGGUCCGAGGUCAGGGACAAGUAUAACCUCGACGGGAAUUCGGUGGAGGAUUUGUGCUCGGCAUGCUGUUGCCCUCUGUGUGACUUGGUGCAGCAGGAAAAGGAGGCUGCGUAUCGAGAGUCUUUGGGGCGGGGCCGGAUUCAGCCCGUCACUCAGCAGUAUCAGUCUGAGGGUGUCAUGGCGCAGCCACAGCCCGCGUAUUCGCCUCCUAUGCAGCAGAAAUAAGGUAGAAAUAGAGGAUUGUGCUAUCAAACAAGCUGGCUUGCUGGUUGACUCGGCAUCUUCACCGGAAUUUUGGGGCUUUGAAUUUUUGUUGGGGGAGGGGGGGUGGGGCUAAAGAUGGUGUGGUGAUAUGUGAUGCUUGAUUUAAUAGUGAGACCAAGGGCAUUCAAAUUUCUGGACUCCACGAUUCUCAUCGUCAGUGCUCUCUUUGGUCAUCAGACUGGCAUAGCCAGUUGUCAGAUCCGAGAUCAAGGCAGCGCAGAUGUUUGGACAUAGAAGUCGGAACUCUCACGACGCUGCUUGUCCGGACGCUUUAGCUUUCGUCAUCCGAUAGAGCUGUGUAUGUCCUCGGGAAUGGGGGUGAAGAACAAGAAAGAAAAUAGACCAUUUCAAUAGAGAAAGUGGUUUCG